This is a messenger RNA of Dibothriocephalus latus, 571 nucleotides long. Lineage: Eukaryota; Metazoa; Platyhelminthes; Cestoda; Diphyllobothriidea; Diphyllobothriidae. The record is from the annotation of a GenBank genome assembly.
CCAUGAUUUCUUGGAGUCGCUACGCUUACUCGAUGGUUACUACGCCGAUGACACUGACCCAGACAUCCCGGAUGAUGUUAUGGACUCACUGGAAGAGUAUGGACUUGCCUAUGACUGCCAGGGCUUUCCGGGUGUCUACGACUACGCGCUUUCAGCCGUACGGGCCACACUCGCCGCCGUAGACGCGUUACUUCACCAUAAAUGCCAGCGCGUCCUCUACCUGGAUUUUGAUCUGCACCAUGGCGAUGGAGUUGAGGAGGCCUUUGCCUAUAGUUCGCGGGCUGUCACUUUUUCCGUGCAUCACGCCUCGCCUGGCUUCUUCCCUGGCACCGGUGACCUCGCGCCGGACUCCUCGGGUUUCUUCACCGGCGCACGGGCUGAGGGUACAGGUGAUGAGACCUGGUUCUCGACUGUCAAACCGAUUCUCAGCGCAUUGCGCGCCUCCGUGCAGCCCGCCUUCGUUGUUGUCCAGUGCGGUGCUGAUGGUCUCACCUCUGAUCCGCAUCGCGUCUUCAAUCUGAGCGUGGGUCAAAACUGCGCCCAUGCCUGCGCACUGCGUCAGAUACUCUCA